Messenger RNA from Priapulus caudatus, 2758 nucleotides. RefSeq names its product alkylated DNA repair protein alkB homolog 8-like. The record is from RefSeq and is a predicted model, not a curated record. The coding region runs from base 371 to 2317 and encodes 648 amino acids. NCBI's taxonomy places the organism in Eukaryota, Metazoa, Priapulida, Priapulimorpha, Priapulimorphida, Priapulidae. Gene Ontology annotation, biological process: tRNA wobble uridine modification. Gene Ontology annotation, cellular component: nucleus; cytoplasm. Gene Ontology annotation, molecular function: tRNA binding; S-adenosylmethionine-dependent methyltransferase activity. The transcript is spliced from 11 exons.
AUCGCACAUGUAUUACAGUUUAGUGAGUUUACGGUCUAAGUAAUUAUAAUCUAUGAAUGAUGAUUGAUGAUACUUCGUGGUAGGCCCCGUCUGUGUUCUCAAUCUCAUCAUACAUGAUACAGUACAAAUCUGGGAAAAGUGCGCAUGGCAACUCUAUGUCUAACUUAGUUAGUGCCAGUACUGCAGUAGUGGCUAUAGUCAGUGCUACUGCUAGUUCCACUACUAACCCGGUCAGGCUCUACCCUAGAGUAUAGCUCUAUAUUACUGCUACUAGCUAUAGUUCUACCAUCAUGAAACCCUCUAAAGCAGAGAAGAAAGCAAUAAGAAAGGAAGCAAAAUUAAAGAGCGCAUUGAUGACACACGAAGGAAUAUGUACGUCUUCGUCUCCUACAAGCAUCUUUUCGUCGCAAACGGAGGCUUGGUCUGUGGUGUGAGCAAAGAGCAACUACUCGAGAUCUUUCAACCGUAUGGUGAGGUGUCCAACGUUGUCAUGGUGCCCGACAAGCCUCAUGCUUUCAUUAGCUACGUAGAUGUAGGUGGAGCAACACGUGCCGUCGCCUGUGCCCAGGGCUACGAUAUACGCAGUAGUGGAGCUCCCGGGGCCAAGCUUCACCUGCUGUACGUUGAAAAAUUGCCCGAUGUCAUUUCUCCGAGCAAUGAUGGGAUGGUGCUGCCACCUGGAUUGAUUUUGGUUCACGACAUCAUAUCAGAGGAUUACGAACGAGAACUUCUCGCUGCCAUCUGUUGGGAAGAGGAUUUUUCUACCCAAAAAGCUCAAAACAGUCUUCGACAUCGACAGGUGAAACACUUUGGCUACGAGUUUCGCUACGACAACAACAACGUUGACAAGGACAGUCCGCUAGAGCAGCCAGUGCCUGCCGCGUGUUGCUGUGUGCUGGACACGCUGCGAAACCUCGGACAUCUGCACCAGGAGCCGGACCAGCUUACCGUGAACCAGUAUCUACCCGGUCAGGGUAUCCCGCCGCACGUUGACACGCACUCGGCGUUCGAAGAUCAGCUCGUGUCGCUCAGUCUCGGAUCGGCCGCCAUGAUGGAGUUUCGGCGCGACGACGGGCGCCACCUACCGGUCGUGCUGCCGCGACGCAGCGCCAUCGUUAUGACGGGAGAAUCCAGAUACUUGUGGACGCACGGCAUCACGCCGAGGAAGACAGACGUGGUGCCGACAGAGAGCGGACGCGGGCUGACGCUGCAGCCGCGCGGGCUGCGAACAUCGUUCACGUUCCGCAAGGUGCGCCGGACACCGUGUGACUGCGGAUAUCCAGACCAGUGCGACUCACAGCGAAGCGCUAGCAGGGUUGCCACUGACAACACAGAAGAUGAAGCUCUCUCCAAGUCGAACCAGGAAGCUGCAGAGCUGGAGUGUGCACACGUACACCAGGUGUACGAGGAGAUAGCGGGACAUUUCAGUGGAACUCGGCACAGGCAGUGGCCCCAGGUGGCCGAGUUCCUAGCCUCACAACCUCGAGGGUCUCUCAUGCUGGACGUUGGGAGUGGAAACGGCAAAUACCUGGCAGGGAGCGAGCACCUCGUCAAGGUUGGCUGCGAUCGCAGCGGCAACCUGAAUGAGAUCAGCAGGCGGCGAGGUCACGAGGUGUUUGGCUGCGACUGCCUGCGCGUCGCCGUGCGCGCCGCCACCAUCGAUGUCUGCCUCUCCAUCGCCGUCAUCCACCAUCUCUCCACGCGGGAGAGAAGACUAGCCGCCAUUGAGGAGCUGAUGCGAGUGCUGACCCCUGGUGGCAAGGCUUUGAUCUACGUGUGGGCGAUGGAGCAGGAGCGUGGCGAACAAGCAAAGUCUAGUUACAUCAAGAAGAAGAACGCGAGAGAGGGAGAGCGGCCCGGCGUGCGGAGCGGUCCGGGAACGACGGACGCCGCGUCAGUGAACAGACGCGAACCCACGACCAGCUGUGACGGGAUGGUCGGUGAGACAGUGACCGGGAACACCGGCGACGCCACGAUGCGUCGACGAUCGACGGACGGACAUCCGGGCGAUGACGGCGGCUCAGACGAGGUUCCGCGCAAGCUUCCCGUUCACGUGAACAGGACGAACUUCAAGCACCAGGACGUGCUCGUGCCCUGGCACCUGCGCGGCGGCCGCCCGCCGCCCGUCGCCCCCGGCAAUGACAACGACGAGCAGACGCCGCCCGUCUUUCAUCGAUUCUACCACGUUUUUCGCCAGGGGGAGCUGGAGGCGCUGUGUGCGAGCGUCAGCUGCGCGAGGACGGUGAGGAGUUUCCAUGACAACGGCAACUGGUGCGUCGUACUAGAGAAGACUCGCGAGGAUUCUCCUCCUCUCUAGAAACAGAUCUCCCUAUAAUACGAACUAUAAUAUAUGUAUAUAAUAUAUAUAUAAUAUAUAUAGAACGAGUCCAGUCUCCCUAGUCCAGUCCUUCCUUCCGACUGAGAAGCUGCCCUGGAAGAGGCUGUUCGUGAUGUGUUUGCCCCAAACACAUUCAUAAGAGAGAGGAGGUGAGGGGUACGAGUGGGAGAGAGUGCAAGUGGUUCGAUCGAUGCAACAUCGUAAAACUGUUAAUCAUCAUUACCUGAAAACCCCCCAGUACAAUUAUGUACAGGUAUGUACAGGUAUGUACAGGUAUGUACAGGUAUGUACAGGUAUGUACAGGUAUGUACAGGUAUGUACAGGUAUGUACAGGUAUGUACAGGUAUGUUGCGAGUAAUUGUUCAUGACUGUGACGACAGGCGAAGAAAGAUCGCCGAAUAAAAACGGCUGAGUUUUAGA